UUUACUUUAUUGAUUCUGAGGGAAACUGGGUUUUGUUACAGCUGUACCAACCAAGAAUAGUGUAGAAAUAUAGCAAUAUAAAACCAUAAAUAAUUAAAUAACAAUAAGUUAAUCAUACCAAGUGGAAAUAAGUCCAGGACCAGCCUAUUGGCUCAGGGUGUUUGAUGGCCACAGGCAGGAAUGACUUCCUAUGACACUCAGUGUUGCAUCUCGGUGGAAUGAGUCUCUGGCUGAAUGUACUCCUGUGCCUAACCAGUACAUUAUGGAGUGGAUGGGAGUCAUUGUCCAAGAUGGCAUGCAACUUGGACAGCAUCCUCUUUUCAGACACCACCGUCAAAGAGUCCAGUUCCACCCCCACAACAUCACUGGCCUUAUGAAUGAGUUUGUUGAUUCUGUUGGUGUCUGCUACCCUCAGCCUGCUGCCCCAGCACAAAACAGCAACCAUGAUAGCACUGGCCACCACAGACUCGUAGAACAUCCUCAGCAUCAUCCAGCAGAUAAUGAAGGACCUCAAUCUCCUCAGGAAAUACAGCAGCGUCUCAUGAGUUGCCUGUCAACAUUGAACUUAGUGUAGGACUGCCUUUAGGGAUUCCAGCCCUGGAUUUUUCCCUCGAGAUUUCCUCUUGGUACGUCCCUGCACCCUCUAAAGCUUCCACGUCCUUCCUAUAAUAACUUCUAUAUAGUCCUUCCAGACUAAUAACGGCCAAAGCGCCAUAUGCCUUCUUCACCUCCCUAAAAACUUGUGUGGCAAUUUUGAGGGAUCUGUGGACGUGAGCCACAAGAUCCCUCAGUUCAUCUACGCUGUUAAGUAUCCUGCCCUUAAUCCUGUAUUCUGCCUUCGAGUUCCAGCUUGCAAAGUGAAUCACUUCACACUUUCCAGGUUUGAACUCAAAAUAAAUUGUAAUUCUGCUAUCUGGCUGGAACCAAAUUCUAGAACUCCCUACAACUGCACGGUAGAAGCUCCUGCAGUAACAAACGGAGCAAGCCAGGGACGUGGUUCUGCAACAGUGAAGCAAUGGGAGACGGGCAACAACCCUUACCGGCAAUUCCCGGGUCCCCCGGAGUGAUUUUCCUGAGGGGCAGCCAUAGAAAAUUCCAUGCGGGAGGUGACGAUUGAAUAUGAUUAUUUGAUUGGAUUGCUUCUCACUCUGGGACAGUUCGCGCGGUAAUGACGGGCUUUGGAGACAGAAUUUGCGUCUGCCCAUCUACCUGUUUCAUGUAGCCAGGAUGUUUCGGUUGACGUCUCAGUGCAGAUGUUUGACGUGUUUUGGGGAGCUCCGGACCAAUGAAAACGUCCAUUUAAAAUUCAGUGCGUUUUACGUAGGCGUAAUUCUUUACGUUUGCAUCUCUGGUGGUUUCCAUGAGUUCAGUUUAAGGGAUGUUCCUCGGCCGGCGCAGUCUACAGCUGAAGGUUCCGAUCUGAAUGAGACGACGUUGACCAGCUGAGAGAGGAGGCGCCGGUGCCGGGGGAAGCUCCCGUUCCCACCCGGACUAUGGUGAAAGCUCUUUGCGAUUUCCUGAUGUGUAUAACCCGAGUAAUCGGGAAGAUCAAGAACCUCCUGUUCUGGGCUCUUGCUUACAGUUUCUGCGGGCUCUGUACCUGUCUGAUUGUGUUAAAACUUCUGUGGCACAUCAUCAGGAACCCGGCAGAAUCCUUCCAACGGACUGACCGCGAAGCCCUCCCCGCUUGCCUGAACGACACGUCCUUGGGAACUCACUGUUACGUACGAAUCAAGGAGUCUGGAUUAAGAUUCCACUAUGUUGCUGCAGGAGAAAGGGGCAAACCACUAAUGCUACUGCUGCAUGGAUUCCCAGAGUUCUGGUUCUCCUGGCGCUAUCAGCUUCAAGAGUUUAAGUGCGAAUUCCGAGUCAUCGCAGUUGACUUACGGGGAUACGGGGAAUCCGAUGCACCCAUCGGUCGUGAAAAUUACCAACUGGAUUGUUUAAUCACCGACAUUAAGGAGAUUGUGGAUUCCCUGGGCUACAAGAAGUGUGUCCUGGUUGGCCACGGCUGGGGUGGACUGCUUGCCUGGUGUUUUGCCAUCUAUUACCCAGAGAUGCUGAACAAGGUUGUUAUUCUGAACUGCCCACACCCUGCAGUUCUUUGUGAUUAUCUGGUGCGACAUCCUUCCCAGCUGAUGAAAUCAAGUUAUUUUUUCUUUUGCCAAGUGCCGUGGCUUCCCGAAUUUGCUCUAACCAUAAGUGACUUCAAGGUGCUGAAGUAUUUAUUCACAAGUCAGAGCACUGGCAUUAGGACAAAAGAGUACAGGAUGACUGCAGAUGAGAUGGAAGCCUAUCUGUACAUAUUUUCCCAGCCUGAAGCUUUCUCUGGACCCCUCAGCCACUUCAGGAAUAUAUUCAGUAGCCUGCCCUUGAACCAGAAUGAGGUGGUGUCACCCACCCUGUUGUUGUGGGGAGAAAACGAAGAAUUCCUGGAAUUCAGAAUGGCUGAGCUCUCAAAAUCCUAUGUGAGGAGUUGUUUCCGACUGACCGUUGUGCCCGAGACCAGUCACUGGCUUCAGCAGGACCAUCCAGAGCUGGUCAACCAUCUGAUCUGGGCAUUUCUGAAGGAAGUUGAUCAGUAAAACCGGCUGUCACUGAAGUAAGGCGCAAAGGUCACGUGACAGCUCCAGUUAAAUGUUUUUUCUGUGCCGUUUACCUGUAGCUAGUUUACCGUUUACAUGUGCUGUCUAAACUCUCUGGUGCUGAAUGAAAGUCUGCUUGUGAGGUUUGUACUUUUAUUGAUGCACUAUUUACAUGUAAUGCUGAGCUGUAACUGUUUAAAGUUGGGGUGUUCCUAAAAUGUCUCUACAAUAUACUUACUAAGAUUCCUAAUGACCUCAUUUCUGUGUUUAUGGUUUGGCCAGGAGGUUAAGACAGAGUCAGGUUAUCUGUUUAAGGGGGUCAUCAAAAAGACCUGUUGUUUUCAGAGCGUUGCUGACAAGUAGGGCAGAAUCGGAAAACUGGAGAUACAGGAGAUAAAGACCUUGAAUUGAAAGAGAUCCAACACCUUUUAAGACAGCAUCAUAGCAUUCAUAUUCCUGAAUCUUUGCACGUGCAAACACCAGCCUUAAAACUUGUAAAUAAGAUAUAGUGACAUCACCAUGUAAAUGAGUGGAACGUACUCUUUACUUUGUGGUGCCUUUCACCAGAUUCUUCCUCAGAAAAUAAACGAUGAGUGCCGUUUCUGGAAAUAUAAAUGGGGAUGUUUAUAUUUUAUAUUCUUAAGUUGUAUAGAUUGAUGUUUUUAUCGACAAGGAUCACGUAUUGAGCAUAUUGCUGUAAUCACAAUUGGGUUUCCAUAUAAAAUGUAUAUAUUCAUCCACAGGAAAAUUUGAACAGCUGUUAUAUUCUAAGUACGAAGGUUAUGGAUUAUUUUCUGAUUAGGAACCAGUCUCUGCAGUGCUCUGUAAGCUACCUAGUUGGUCAUUGAGGAAGGACUGACCUCAUGAAGUUGCCAGGGCUCCAGGGUGGACCAUUUAUAGGAAGCAUGGCACCUCUCAGACCUCGAUACUAGGACAAGGAGCGUAGUUGCAGGGUAAUACCACCACCUGCAGGUUCCCCUGCAAAUCACAAGUCACAUUGACUUGGAAAUCUGAUGCCAUUCCUUCAUCGUUGCUCAGUCUAAAUUUAAGUACAAAGUAUGUUUGUUAUCAAAAAAUGUAUACUAUAUACAUCCUUGAGAUUUGUCUCCUUACAGGCAGCCACAAAACAAAGAAACCCAAUAGAUUCUGUUAAAACAAAAGAAGACAGCUAAACACCCAGUGUGCAGAGAAACUGCCACUCCCUAUCUAAAGGCUUUGCAGGAGUCCCUUCACCAAAAGGGACUAGGCUAGUUCAAUAAAGCAGCUUGCCACUAGCUGAUUCAGGGGCUGUAAUAAAUGCUGCCCUCACUCAUAUCUUGUCAGUGUAUUUAGAAAAAACCUAGCUGAUGUACCACCCUUUACUAGAUAUCAAAAUAUGCAACCUCCCUCUGCAUGAAUCCUGACAGUUCCUUGCAGAGUUGUCAGCGGGGACACACUGACAACGAGUGGAGGUGCUGAGGAAUAGUGGGGACUACAUCGGGAUUUCCUCUGAUCGACAUGAAUUUGUCGUCUUUCCCUGUGAACCAGGUUUAGAGCAGAAAGAAUCUAAAUCAUUGAUGGGAAGUCUGUAAUACAUUGACAAUUAUCCCUGGAUGCACAGUGGUCAGUGGUCUGAAGAAACUAUCUAGGGAAUAGUUUUCUACUUGGCAAACUUUUCUAAGAGCUGUAGGUUUUUAUUUUGAGAUGGUUCCAAAAUCAGAAAAAGUAGACGAAAUUAAAAUGUAAGAAUAAAUUCACUGACUAUUCUAGCAAGCUCUCAUUGGUAGAUACACAACCCCAAGGUUAGUCUUCACAUGUUCCUUCGGUGUAGGACUCUCUCUUGGACACAGCACCAGUGAAUCUUCUUGAUAUUUUCUUUGCAUUUAGAAUGUACUAACAUUUUGGAUUCAAAUUCUUUGGCAAUUUAGUCUAUUAAAAUUUGACAAUUCCUGUUGUCUUGUUUCCAAAGGUGGGCUUGAUUGCACAGUUUAUUUUGUUUGUUGUACCGGCUGUACCUUUCAUGGAUGAUCCCAGACUCAAAACUUUCUUCUCCUUAUCCCUGAGAGCACUCCCUUGCAUCAUCCCUGUACUAGUUAAGUAGAGAGCUGGAGUUCAAUGUUCAUUUCAUGCAAAUCAUGCUGGCUGAUGUCUGAUGUAUUUGUAUUAAUAUUUUUAUUGUGAAAGAGAGUAAUUGUCAUGUUCUGGACUACAGACCUCAGCAGUCUACUCAAUGGCUCUCGGAGUGUGCUCAAAAUAUCAAAGCACUAGCAUGCUAAAUGCACUUAAUCGAAGAGCGUGUUAAUGGACAGGGAAAAAGAAGUCAAAAUAUGAUCGGUUUCUAUUUUCUUUUUUGUUCAACGCAUUUAUUUUUAUGGUUUAGAAAUGAGAGGGUAGAGCAAGGAGAAUAGGGUUUCAAAGGCAAAGUUUAAGGUAAACUCAUUAUCAAAGUGCGUAGAUGUCACCAGAUGCUACCCUGAGAUUCAUCUUCCUGCAGGCAUUCACAAUAAAUACAAAGAAACACAACAGAAUCACUGAAAAACCGCACACAACAAGGCGGACAAACAAACAGGAUGCAAAGGGCAACGAACUGUGCAAAUACAAAAAUUCUAAAAGAACAAACAAAAUUAUAAUAAAUAAGCAAUAAAUAUCAAGAACGUGAGAUGAAGAGUCCUUGAAAGUGAGUCCAUAGGUUGUGGGAACAGUUCAGUGGUGGUGUGAGUGUUAUCCCCUCUGGUUCAAGAAUCUCCAUCCCCACUGAAAUAGCAAUGUUUCUCACCUUGUAGUGAGAGCCUAUAGCUAACUUGUAAGGAGAUUAGAAUCUCUGAGCACACUACCACAGAACCAUGAUACUCUAAAUUUCUGUUAUUUAGAUUAGACCGCAGUGCAGCACGAGCAUAAAUUAUGGAAAUUUAUGUUGAGGACGAUGAACAAAUAAAAGCACUGUGCUGUUCAAACUUUUCUUAAGAAAAUGAUUUUUAUUGAGGUAAAGAUAACAUUCCCAAAAGUGAGCAGAAAGAACAUUUUAUUAAAGUAGGAGAUUGUAUGUAAAUAGGUGACUGAUGGUCAGUACUGACAUGGUGAUCCGAAGGGGCUGUGUCCGUGCUGUAUUCGUGACUCAUAAACAAGAGGUCAACAUGCACACAUAAUGCUGGAGGAAUUCAGCUGGUCUGGCAGCAUCUAUGGAGGAAAAUGGACAGUCACCUUUCAGGCCAUGACUCGGACCGUGGCUUCAUUGACAUGUGACCUGACCUUAUGAGCCUCUCUGUGUAUUUGCCAGGUAGCUCCUUUCCCCUGAUAUUGAAAGACCUGGAGGAUGCAAGUAGUUAGUGGGGGGAGUCCAGCACCAGAGGGCACAGCCUCAGAAUACAAGGAUGUUGCUUCAGAACAGAAAUGAGAAGGAAUUUCUUUCACUCGAGGAUGGUGAAUCUGUGGAAUUCAUUGCCACAGAUGGUUGUGGAGGCCAAGUUGCUGGUUAUAUUUAAAGCAGAGGUUGAUAGGUGUUUGAUUAGUCAGGACGUCAAAGAUUUUGGGGAGAAGGCAGGAGAUUGGGGUUGAGAGGGAAAGUAUGAAUGGCCUAAUUCUGCUCCUGUGUCUUAUGGUCUUAACUUGUACACUGAUGUCAAGCAAAUUGUCAAGAUCCUAUAUCAUGAAGUAUUGGUGUUUUUAAAAAUUGGCGUAUUUCAAUGGUCGAUUAUUUGCUAAUGGUAUUUUUGGGCUGAUACUGUACUGUUUCCUCAGACUUUAAGCCAUUUGGGAUUUUUUGCUUCCAUGAGGAAAUUAAAUGAUGUGAAGGCAGGUGUACUUGAACAAGUCAGGAAUACUGUAAGACCCUAAUGCACUCAGCCUAGUGGCACAGGAUAGAUGGGAACCAAUAUAUUUUUGUACCAAUGCUGUUGUUCAUUUAGAAUGCCCUGUGUUGCUGUUCGGGUUUUAGUUAGAGGUAGAGCGUAUUUCAUGUAUAAUAACCUCCAGUUUACCUUAUAUUUUAUGGAAUAUAUAAAAUAUCGUACUACUACCAAAGAAAGUAAUUUAUUUUUUAAAAGGCCCAUAAUUCCCAUUAUUGGUCGGUUAAAUCAAAUAGAUUGAGAUAAGGUGACAUAUAGUGACAUAUACUAUACUUCUUCAGAAACACAUUAGGAUCAUGUUUUGUAAACAAAGCCUUCUAAGAAAAUGUGAAUUUAUUUGUUCAAAUUAUUGAGUAUAAUUUUAUCACAGUG
This is a messenger RNA of Hypanus sabinus (Atlantic stingray), 6781 nucleotides long. It is a transcript of the gene ephx4, whose product is annotated as epoxide hydrolase 4. Gene Ontology annotation, molecular function: hydrolase activity. The record is from RefSeq and is a predicted model, not a curated record. The transcript has 7 exons. Bases 1494 to 2585 code for a protein of 363 amino acids. NCBI's taxonomy places the organism in Eukaryota, Metazoa, Chordata, Chondrichthyes, Myliobatiformes, Dasyatidae.